Cyprinus carpio (common carp) is the source of this 3035-nucleotide messenger RNA. Its product is annotated as extracellular calcium-sensing receptor-like. Gene Ontology annotation, biological process: G protein-coupled receptor signaling pathway. The record is from RefSeq and is a predicted model, not a curated record. Gene Ontology annotation, cellular component: membrane. Gene Ontology annotation, molecular function: G protein-coupled receptor activity. NCBI's taxonomy places the organism in Eukaryota, Metazoa, Chordata, Actinopteri, Cypriniformes, Cyprinidae.
UCAAGGCAUGCCCACUUGGCACUUGCUCGCUUAGAGCAACACCCCACACAACCUUCAUAAUAAAUUAAUCAGCUGUGUGGGUGACUGGCUCAGAAAUAGAGAGAUGUGGCUCACUCUGUGUAUUUUUCUAUACGUGUCAUUUAACUGUAUAUCAGCAGCUUCAGACCUCAGAUCAGGUACCUGUUUGCUAAGGGGACAUUUUGAUUUAAAUGGAUUGUACAAGGAUGGAGAUUUUAUACUUGGAGGCCUGUUUGAGGUUCACUUCUUCACAGUGUUUCCAGAACUGAGUUUCAGAACAGAGCCAGAAUCACCAUACUGUGAAAUAUUUAAUAUGGAAGGUUUCCAGCAUGCACAGACCAUGGCUUUUGCAAUAGAUGAGAUUAAUAAGAAUCCCAACCUACUGCCUAACAUAACUCUUGGUUACCAUCUUUAUGACAACUGUGUGAUGCUAGGAAUGGCAUUCCGGGCUGCCAUAUCCCUGGCUAGUGGUACAGAGGAGUCCUUCUCCAACCUCAACUGCACUGGCCCUCCUCCGAUGGUUGGAAUCGUGGGGGAUGCAAGUUCAACUCCUUCCAUUGCAAUUUCCAGUGUUCUGGGGCUGUUUCGAGUACCUAUAGUCAGUCACUACGCCACCUGCUCCUGUUUGAGUGACAGGAAAAAAUACCCCUCUUUCUUCAGAACGAUUCCCAGUGAUGCUUUCCAGGUACGGGCUAUGAUUCAGAUUUUGAUACAUUUUGGAUGGACUUGGGUUGGUCUUCUCUACAGUGAUGAUGACUAUGGCGUCUACGCUGCUCAGGCCUUCCAGCAAGAAAUGCAGCUGUUUGGAUAUUGUGUUGCUUUUUCUGAAAUCCUGCCCCAUGAUAACAACCUAAGAGAUAUUCAGCGUAUAAUGGGAGUGAUUCAGUCCUCUACAGCUAGAGUGGUGAUAGUUUUUGCCCCUUCAUCUUUUUUCAUUCCUUUGAUGGAGGAGGUGGUAUUGCAGAACAUGACUGGCAGGCAAUGGAUUGCAAGUGAAGCUUGGGCCACCUCUCUUGAAUCCCACACACCACGUUUCCUGCCCUUUCUGAAGGGCACACUGGGCAUCGCUAUAAGGCGUGGAGAGAUCCAGAGGCUUCAUGACUUUCUGUUACAUGUUCACCCCAGCAGUGACCCAAGAAAUAAUAUGUUGAGGAUCUUCUGGGAGAACAUGUUUGAGUGCAGUUUUGAAACUGGGGCUAAAGAGACAGAUGGAGAGCAAGUGAAAAAGGUGUGUACAGGACAGGAGGAUCUGAUCAUCACAAACACACCAUACACUGAUGUUUCAGGAUUGAGGGCAUCGUAUAAUGUGUACAAGGCAGUUUAUGCCCUGGCACAUGCACUUCAUGACCUGAUGCAGUGUGAGGAGGGGAGAGGACCAUUCAGUGGGAACAGAUGUGCAGAUAUAACAAACCUGAAACCAUGGCAGCUAGUUCACUAUCUACAGAAAGUGAACUUCACCACAGGCUUUGGGGAUCAUGUGUCAUUUGAUAAGAAUGGAGAUGCUCUGGCCAUCUAUGAUGUGCUGAACUGGCAGCCGAACUCUGAUGAAUCAAUAAGGAUCUACACAGUCGGUGUAGUAAAUGAAGUGACAGAAACAGGGAUGGUGCUUACACUGGAUGAGGAUGCAAUAUACUGGAACUUUCAAACCAAAAAACCCCCACGUUCUGUGUGCAGUGAGAGCUGCCCCUCAGGUACCAGACGAGCCACACGGAAAGGCUUUCCUGUCUGCUGUUUUGACUGCCUGCCAUGCGGAGAGGGCAAGAUCUCUAAUACAACAGAUGCUGUUGAAUGUAUAGUGUGUCCAGAUGAGUUUUGGUCCAAUAUGGAUAAAGAUAAGUGUGUCCCCAAAGAUGUAGAGUUUCUAUCCUAUGAGGACCCCUUGGGCAUCUCUCUGACCACUGCAUCUCUGCUUGGCGCCUGCUUCUGUGCUCUUGUUUUGGUCGUCUUUGCGCAUCACCGUAACACCCCCAUAGUACGUGCCAAUAAUUCAGAGCUCAGCUUCCUGCUGCUGGUGUCUCUUAAACUGUGUUUCCUGUGUGUGCUACUGUUCAUUGGCCGGCCACAACUGUGGACUUGUCAGUUAAGACAUGCUGUGUUUGGCAUAAGCUUUGUCCUGUGCAUCUCCAGCAUCCUGGUCAAGACUAUGGUAGUAAUAGCCGUGUUCAAGUCAUCUCGGCCAGAGGGCAAAGGAGCGAUGAAAUGGUUUGGAGCAGCUCAACAAAGAUGCACAGUUUUGGUCCUAACAGCUCUUCAGGUUGUUAUAUGUGCAGUCUGGCUAUCAACUGCCUCUCCAACACCACAUAAAAACAACCAGUAUAUCCGCUCUAAAAUAGUAUAUGAAUGUGCCAUCGGCUCAGUGGCUGGUUUUUCAAUGUUACUCGGCUAUAUUGGUCUUUUAGCAGCAGUAAGUUUCCUGUUAGCCUUCCUGGCAAGAAACCUUCCAGAUAAUUUUAAUGAGGCAAAGUUCAUAACUUUUAGCAUGCUAAUCUUUUGUGCUGUGUGGAUUGCAUUUGUUCCAGCAUAUGUGAGCUCUCCAGGGAAAUACGCAGUGGCUGUAGAAAUAUUUGCCAUUCUGGCUUCCAGUUUUGGAUUACUGGUGGCCAUAUUUGCCCCAAAGUGCUACAUAAUCCUUUUACAUCCAGAGAGAAACACAAAAAAUGCCAUCAUGGGAAGAGAAACACAUAAGAAAUAGUUUUACAUGUCUGUGAUGUAAAAUUUUUAACUCUUACUUAACACUAUCAUAUUGUAUAGAGUCAUUCUCAAACUCUUUUGGUUAUGCUCCCCGUGUUGCCAUGGCUGUUUACCUUUUCUGCUGACCUUCUGCACCCCACACUUUCAGAACCAAUGGUUUAGGGUACAUUUUCAUCAAGCAAAUAUGACAUUUUCUGCAAUGCCUUCUUUUUGUUUUGUAUUUAUUAACAUACAUUCAAAUGCUUUAAAACGACACUGUUUAUUAAACUUCCUUUACUUGCUCGUCCUUGUAAAAUUGCUUGAUAAAAUUGUCUUAAUAAAUAAAU